Teleopsis dalmanni is the source of this 898-nucleotide messenger RNA. RefSeq names its product thioredoxin-like protein 4A. The coding region runs from base 177 to 605 and encodes 142 amino acids. The transcript is spliced from 3 exons. Gene Ontology annotation, biological process: mRNA splicing, via spliceosome. Lineage: Eukaryota; Metazoa; Arthropoda; Insecta; Diptera; Diopsidae. The record is from RefSeq and is a predicted model, not a curated record. Gene Ontology annotation, cellular component: spliceosomal complex; U4/U6 x U5 tri-snRNP complex; U5 snRNP.
UUGAGAUUUGAAAUUUAGUCGAAAACAACAAUUUGUUUUGUCUUGAUUUGAUUUUAUUUGAUUUGAUUUGAUUUAGAAUUUAAAUAUAAAAACACUGAUUGCACUAAAAAUAUUAACGCGAAAAAUUUAUUAUUUAUUAUUAAAUAGUGAAUAGUGAAUAAAAUCGUUCCUUCAAAAUGUCCUAUCUUUUACCACAUUUACAAAACGGAUGGCAGGUGGACCAAGCAAUUUUGUCUGAAGAAGAUCGUGUAGUGAUGAUACGUUUUGGACGUGAUUGGGACCCAGCGUGCAUGAAAAUGGACGAAGUCUUGUAUAAAAUUGCCGAAAUAGUUGAAAACUUUGCAAUUACGUACCUGGUGGAUAUUACUGAAGUUCCAGACUUCAACAAAAUGUACGAAUUGUAUGAUCCCUGCACAGUUAUGUUCUUUUUUAGAAACAAGCACAUCAUGAUCGAUUUGGGUACUGGUAACAACAACAAACUAAACUGGGUUCUUGAAGACAAGCAGGAAAUGAUUGAUAUAGUUGAAACAGUUUAUAGAGGUGCGCGUAAAGGUCAUGGUUUGGUGGUUUCGCCGAAAGAUUAUUCCACAAGAUACUGUUAUUAGUGGAAACAUAUACGUAAAACAAAUACGUAUAUUCAAAUAUUACUAUUAACUAAUUAAUUAAUAGCAAAUACUUUUCCCGCUUAAAAUUUGAAAACAAUGUAAUCAAUAUCAGCAUUCAAACCAAUUUCAAGUUCUGAAAUAUUUUAAGUUAGUUGAGUCUUUUGUGUGGACCCAUAAAGAGAAGAAAAGUGAUUGGACACCGUAUGUAAAGGACAUUGACUAGUUAAUUAUUUUAAAUUUAUUUAAAAUGAAAAUCAAUAAUAAAAGUGCCUUUUACUUAAUUCUAUUCUAAC